CAAACACAUUAUUGUUGAAAGCUGCUGGUUUUAUAACACUGUGUCCUGCGGAUGAGAGGAACACGGAACAUCUGCUCUCGCAUCGGAUUUGUUUCUUCCUCUGCUGGAUGAUCCGGGUGUUGCCAUGACCACAGACGAGGUGGAGAGUCACCAGAACAAGCCAAAGCAGCAGGAGGAAGCCGGCCAGGACGCCUCCCCCGAAGAUGAGCAGCUCCAGCCUCGCAACCGAAACUCGGCCGGCCGCGGCCUCACACGCCUCUUUUCCUCCUUCCUGAAAAGACGUUCACAGUGUGACAGUGAGGGAGGAGACCGGGUCAAGGACGAUGAGGAAGAAGCCAAAGCCCCCAUCGCUGACCCAGAGCCUGAACUGAGAAUAGAGGGAGAGGUGGCCCUGGACCAGCACUCAGUCAGCAGUGCAGACGCUCAGGCUCUGCAGGCGGAGAAGAAACAAGCAGAAGAGAAAGCUGGGAAGGACAACAACAGUGAGAAGGAAGAGGAGGCUGCUCUGGAAAAGGAUGAGGAAAAAGAGGAGUCUGGUCCUGAAGGAGAAGAUAAAGAGGAGAAGGAGAAGACUGCAGAGGAGGCCAAAGAGUCCAGAGCUCAACGGCGGCUGAAGAACAUGCAGAUCAAAGUCACUCUGCUGGACGGCACCCUCUACGAGUGUCAGCUGGACAAACAUGCCAAAGGCCAGGAGCUGUUCAUGGGAGUAUGUGAUCACCUCAACCUACUGGAGAAGGAUUACUAUGGUCUGGCCAUCUGGGAGACUCCCACCAUGAAGACUUGGAUGGACCUGACCAAAGAGAUCCGUAGGCAGGUUCAAGGUACCGACUAUAAUUUCACUUUCAAUGUGAAAUUCUACCCACCAGACCCGGCCCAGCUGUCAGAAGACAUAACAAGGUACUACCUGUGUCUCCAGCUGCGGAAGGACAUCCUGCAGGGCCGUCUUCCCUGCUCCUUCGUCACCCUCGCCCUGUUGGGCUCCUACGCCCUGCAGUCGGAGCUGGGCGAGUACGACCCCGAGGUGCACGGCAAGGAGUACGCCAAGCAGAUGAAGAUGGCCCAAGGUCAGACGAAGGAGCUGGAGGAUAAAAUGAUGGAGCUUCACCAGACGUACAGGUCGAUGAGUCCGGCCCAGUCAGACAUGAUGUUCCUGGAGAACGCCAAAAAACUCUCCAUGUAUGGAGUGGACCUCCACCAGGCAAAGGAUCUGGAUGGGGUUGACAUCAUGUUGGGCGUGUGUUCCAGCGGUCUGAUGGUUUACAAGGACAAACUGAGGAUCAACCGUUUCCCCUGGCCCAAAGUCCUCAAGGUUUCCUACAAGCGCAGCAGCUUCUUCAUCAAAAUACGGCCGUCUGAGGUGGAACAGUACGAGAGUGCCAUUGGCUUCAAACUCCCAAACUAUAAAGCAGCCAAAAAGCUUUGGAAGGUUUGUGUGGAGCAUCACACCUUCUUCAGGCUGACCUCCACCGAGAUGGCCACCACUCCCAGGAAGUUCCUGGCUCUGGGUUCCAAGUUCCGUUACAGCGGUCGGACUCAGGCUCAGACCCGGCAGGCCAGCUCGCUAAUCGACAGACCGGCGCCGAUGUUCCAGCGCUCCUCCAGUAAGAGGAACUCCCGCAGUCUGGAUGGAGCAAUGGCCUUGACUCCUGACAACAAAUCCAGUCGCCCGGUCAGCGCACCCGUUAUGUCCCCGGUCUCUCCGGGGGAGGCGACCCCAUCACCACUGCUGCCCAUGCUGCAACGCCACGACCGCCAUUACAGCUCCACACCCAAAAGCCAACGCUCCUCACACAAGAAGAUGGAGCACAAACCGGAAUGUAAGCCAGAACACACCAAGAGCCACCACAGCCCCAAACCACAAUCUACUCCAGAAAUCAAGCACACGACCAAGAAAGAGAGGAGGCAUUCACCAUCUGUAACCAAUGAGAGAAAGAGCCAGCACUCUCUACAGGACAAAAAGAUGGAGAUGGUUCGAGUGAGGAAGAAGAGAGCUAAGAGACUCGAGGGUGAAACUAUUUAUAUCAGACAUAGCAAUUUAAUGUUGGAGGACCUGGACAAGACCCAGACUGGGAUCAUGCGUCACCACACCAGCAUCAGUGAGCUUAAGAGGAGUUUUAUGGAGUCGGUACCAGAACCUCGGCCCAGCGAGUGGGACAAGCGUCUCUCCACCAACUCGCCGCUCCGCACAGUGACUGUCAACGGCCAACUACAACCAGCAUCUCCGGUUCUAAAGACCCAGAUGGUCACCAUCUCUGACGUGACCAACUCCCUGAGAGGAACCGUGGCCUACAAGGACAUCCCGCUUGUCCAUACUGAGACCAAGACCAUCACAUAUGAGUCUGCACAGCCUGUGGACAGUCUGGGAGAAAAGGAAUCAGGAGUGCUGUUGACAGCCCAGACCAUCACCUCUGAGACCAUCAGCACCACCACCACCACCCAGAUCACAAAGACGGUGAAAGGAGGGAUCUCUGAGACCCGCAUUGAAAAGAGAAUCGUUAUCACUGGAGACACUGAAAUUGAUCAUGACAAGGCUUUGGCUCAGGCCAUCAAAGAGGCCAAAGAGCAGCACCCAGACAUGUCUGUUACCAAAGUGGUCGUUCACCAGGAAACAGAGAUCAGCCCCGAUUAAGAAGUCUACACCUUUCUCCCACUGCAUUUUCCCUCCUCUUCCUCCUUCAGUGUGUCUAUACCACCCCUGCUGCCCAGCAUUCCAGGUGAAACACCAGGACUCAUCAGGGGGAUGAUCUUCCAUGACCAAUCAACUACUUCUUCGUGUAGAUUCUCACACUUGAGGGACAAAGUCACCAGAAAAUUCCCAGGAAGCCUCAGAGUAUUCCCAACAAUCCCCCUCCAACUAUUCCCAACAGCUCCGCUCUCGUUCCAUUUCCUGCCAACGCACCGACAGCUGUAGUUUUCAAUUAAAAAAAACACUGCUCAAAAAAAUAUACGUAUACACAUAUAUAUAAAUAUAUAUUACGGAAGAGUAUGAGGGCCAUG
Cololabis saira (Pacific saury) is the source of this 2997-nucleotide messenger RNA. It is a transcript of the gene epb41a, whose product is annotated as erythrocyte membrane protein band 4.1a. Gene Ontology annotation, biological process: cortical actin cytoskeleton organization. Gene Ontology annotation, cellular component: plasma membrane; cytoskeleton. The transcript is spliced from 21 exons. The record is from RefSeq and is a predicted model, not a curated record. Gene Ontology annotation, molecular function: structural molecule activity; actin binding. Bases 125 to 2629 code for a protein of 834 amino acids. NCBI's taxonomy places the organism in Eukaryota, Metazoa, Chordata, Actinopteri, Beloniformes, Belonidae.